GAGGAAGAACGGCAGAGGGAGGUGCCGUUGCUGAGCGUGGAGGGGCGGCGGAGGUGAGAUCGUCUGGUGAUGAUGAUCGGUGGCGGUGUUGCGACCCCUCCUGGUACUGCCAAGUCGGCGGCUGCGAUCGACAGCGAAAUGGUACAGGUCGACGGCAUUGGCAGUGGUAGUGUCAGUGGCAGUGCUAGUGGUAGUGGUAGCCCAGCAACGGGUGCAAUUACCACGCGCCUCACGAACAAUGGCAGUAGCGGUACCAAUAAUAAUAACAACAACAACAAUAAUAACGGGGAGAUUAGCAACAAUAAUAGCAACAAUAAUGACAGACACGGGGUCGCGAAUUGCACCGGUACGACCGCCUCGAGCGCAAGUGACAAGUUCUGCUGUCAGGACGAGGAUGUUCCCGCCAGCACUGGCGUCGCCCGACCUUGGGAACCACCGUCGCCGACCUUCUCCCAGACGAGAUCGCACCUGCUGCAGGUACAUCCGCCGCACCAUCACCAGCAGCAUCCGGCGGCGCAUCAUCACCAGCAGUUGAAUGUACCUGCUUCCCUGAUCGAUGGUGUGAAUUUACAAAAUUGUACGGCCGGUCCUUUCGCCAGUGGCAAUAAUGGCAACGCAUCGCGGCAACGUCUAAUCGAAUUGUCACACGGAUUAGGAGCACUCAGGCAUUACAACGAUCUCGCCAAUCACGUGUUGUCAUUAAACCAACAGGGCGCAGUCGUUACGAAACUUUUAGGUACGUUGCGCCCACCGGGUCUGAUCGGUGGCAGUAAGCCGAAAGUAGCGACACCGGCUGUCGUCGCUAAGAUUGAACAAUAUAAAAGGGAGAACCCGACUAUCUUUGCUUGGGAAAUCCGGGAGAGGCUAAUCUCCGAAGGGGUUUGCAGUAACGCGACCGCGCCGUCGGUCAGCAGCAUCAAUCGGAUAUUGCGGAACCGCGCGGCGGAACGCGCGGCCGCGGAAUUCGCGCGCGCCGCUGGUUACGGCCUGUACGCAGCCGCUGGGCCGCAUCCGUACUUCAAUUCGCACCAGCAUCCGACGACGAGCCAUCAUCUGCCGGCGGGCUGGCCGGCGCCGGGAGCAGCUGGACACCCGUGGAUGCUGCCGCCUCUUGCUACCGGUAUAUCCGGCGCCGCCGCGUCUGCUUUGCUUUUGCCACCGUCCCUGAGUCCCGGUGCGGCCGCCGCCGCGGCCGCAGCCGCGUCCGCGUCCGCGGGCACUUCCGAGCAUGCACUUCAUGCCGCCGACGCGAUUGCUCGUGGAUAUCUACAAGAUGGCGACGGCGAUGACGGGAGCUUAGACGGCUCGGAGCAGCCAAAGUUCCGGCGGAACCGCACGACUUUCAGCCCGGAACAGCUCGAGGAACUCGAAAAGGAAUUCGAGAGAUCGCAUUACCCGUGUGUGUCCACGCGCGAACGUCUCGCUUCGAAAACGUCGCUCUCAGAAGCCCGCGUUCAGGUUUGGUUUUCCAACAGACGGGCAAAGUGGCGUCGUCACCAACGCAUGAACCUCUUAAAAUCCUCGCCACCACCGCCUCCACCACCACCACCGCCGCAGCCGCAGCCGCAGCCGCAGCAACCGCAUUCCGCUACGUCCGCUAUGGAAAUCGGCCAGCGUACGUCCAGCUGCUCCAUCGCCGGCAUGGGCGGCGAAAGUAGCGCGUUCCGCGCGGUUGUCGCUAAUUCCGCAGCCAGGGACACCGGCCUCGACCGACCCGAGAGGAUCGACAGGCACGAGUCGGUACCGAAGCAACCGGAAAGGAAACCUAGCGCCUUCCGGAUGAUCAGUCAACUCGUGGGCGACGACUCGUCCGGACUUUCGAGACCGACCAGUCCCGUGUACGAUCAGCGGCAAUCAUCCGGUCUUGGUCCGCGUCCAGGAUCGGCGCACAGGAUACGCUACGAGGAUCAGAACGAGGACGAGGACGAGGAAAUCGACGUUCAAGACUCCGACCAGGAUGUACCGUCGUCGCCACCGGUCGCUUGGAGAGAUCAUUGGACUGACCAACAACCGUUGGAAUUGACGAAGCACGAUCGCUGAACGAGAUGUGAUAUCUCGGUUUUGAUUUCGAGCGACGUGGUCGUUCCAAAUCCGGAGUGAUGUUUUUGCAGGCAAAAAUCGCGCGGCGACCGCAUUGCAAUUUUUUUUUUCUUGAAACACAUUGGCUGGACAUACGUUCCGCGGAUCAGCGACUGCCAGUGUUCGAAAAGUGUGUUGCUGCACCAGUUUUUUUUUUUUAAUAUAUUUGUGACCGAUAAGAGUGCAGACGUGAUGAAAAUGUUUUCUUUGUUUUGUUUUUUUUUUACG
Trachymyrmex septentrionalis is the source of this 2307-nucleotide messenger RNA. It is a transcript of the gene Eyg, whose product is annotated as paired box protein Pax-3-B-like. Gene Ontology annotation, biological process: anatomical structure development; regulation of transcription by RNA polymerase II. Gene Ontology annotation, molecular function: RNA polymerase II cis-regulatory region sequence-specific DNA binding; DNA-binding transcription factor activity, RNA polymerase II-specific. Lineage: Eukaryota; Metazoa; Arthropoda; Insecta; Hymenoptera; Formicidae. The transcript is spliced from 7 exons. The record is from RefSeq and is a predicted model, not a curated record. Bases 70 to 2040 code for a protein of 656 amino acids.